Racocetra persica is the source of this 715-nucleotide messenger RNA. NCBI's taxonomy places the organism in Eukaryota, Fungi, Glomeromycota, Glomeromycetes, Diversisporales, Gigasporaceae. The record is from the annotation of a GenBank genome assembly.
GAAGCUUUAAAUGGAAAAAUGAAAAUAUUGAAAAAAAUAGCAAAAGUUUCUCGUCAUCAUAAUAAUUUAACUGAUGAAGAACUAUCUCAAAUAUUUCGCCAUGAGGCUAUUUCUAUUGAUACAGCUCAAGGAUUGCAAUAUCGCAUUUUUAUUAUUGAUAGAAAUUUAAAUGCUCAUAUCAUACCUGUACCACCUGAUCCGGACGGUUUUCAAGGGCCAGUUCAUGAUAUAAGAUACUAUUUUUCCAAAAAUUCAUCUGAUGAAUGGUAUGUUGAUGCAAGAUUAGGAGAAAAGACAUGCCAGUUAUUUAUGAAAAAUAUUUGUCGCACAGUUGGUAUUGAAAUAGGAAAUCGUGACCUUGUAAAUCAUUCAGGCCGCUCAACAUCAAUUACUUCACUUUUUCGACAGAGAGUACCCCUUGUUACGACAAUGUCUAUUACAGGUCAUAAAAGUGAAUCCUCAUAUAGAAUUUAUGCUCGCCUAUCAGUUAAACAAAAAGAAGACGCAUUGUCUCGAAUUAUUAGCAGCGUAGGAACUUUGCCCUCAUCUAAUGAUCAAGUAAUAACAAAACUAUCUGAAGAUGGACCUUCUGUAGAUGGAUCUUUAGUAAUUAAACCAUUCCGUCCACCUCUUUUAACCAAAAAACUUUCAUUGCAUAUUAAUGCAACUAAAUCUAUGCCUACUCUUGGUGGUCACCGAUUUUUUCAUAAAGGUG